This is a messenger RNA of Raphanus sativus (radish), 624 nucleotides long. RefSeq names its product cyclin-dependent kinases regulatory subunit 2-like. The record is from RefSeq and is a predicted model, not a curated record. Bases 108 to 362 code for a protein of 84 amino acids. Gene Ontology annotation, biological process: regulation of mitotic cell cycle. Lineage: Eukaryota; Viridiplantae; Streptophyta; Magnoliopsida; Brassicales; Brassicaceae. The transcript is spliced from 3 exons. Gene Ontology annotation, cellular component: SCF ubiquitin ligase complex; cyclin-dependent protein kinase holoenzyme complex. Gene Ontology annotation, molecular function: histone binding; protein kinase binding; ubiquitin binding.
AAAUUCCAUUUCGCCUCCCACCCACUUCUCUUCAAGUUCAUCUCUUUUUCUCCUCGUCUCCCGAUUCGCACUUCUCUUCGUCAAUUAGGGCUUCAGAAUUGCUCAGGAUGGGACAGAUCGAGUACUCUGACAAAUACUUCGAUGAUACUUACGAGUACAGGCACGUGGUACUUCCUCCGGAGGUAGCUAAGCUUCUACCUAAGAAUCGUAUCCUCUCCGAAAGUGAAUGGCGGGGUAUAGGAGUGCAGCAAAGCCGUGGAUGGGUCCAUUACGCUAUUCAUCGCCCUGAGCCACACAUCAUGCUCUUCAAGCGGACUCUCAACUACCAACCUCCUACAACUAUUCCCAUUCCCAAGCACUAGUGGACUCCAAAUAUUCCCUCUCUAAAACUACGAUUUGGUUUAUGUCUCUCUCGUAAACAAACAAACAAACAAACACUCUCCGUUACACUCCCCCUUGUUGGCUGGCUGGCUCUUUUUUUUUUAUUAUUAUUAUUAUUAUCUGUGUUCUUGAAUUCUCUUCAGUGGAGAAUUUGUUUGCGUCCGCUUUAUUAUGUUUUGCAUCUUUUAACCUUUUUUCUAUUUUUAAAUCGUUUCUGUAUUCGAUUGACACACCUUUUACACA